CAAGCUUUUCAAUCAGAAAUUAAGACUUUAACGAACGAGUUGUCCAGAAACGAGUCGGCAAGCGAAUUACUUAAAAAACACAAAGACGCCAUGGACAAAAAACUCCGAAGAUCAGAAAACAGAUUAUUAGGAGUGGAAGCAAUAAUUUUGAAUAUCCAAAAUAACUAUGAGAAUAUCUUGAAAGAGCACAAAGAAUUCCUGGAUCAAAUUAACGAUAGAAAUAAAAAUAAUUCUUUCCUAAACGAGAAGAUGACAGACUUGGAAUUGAAAUACGAGGAAGCUUGUGAACAGAUAAUUGAGUUAAGAAAACGACUUGAGGCUGUUUCCUUGAAACUUGUGCGGUUUGAGGAACGUUUUGGUGAGAAUUCUGACGGGAUCAGGGAAACGGAGAAAAAGCUUAUGAGAGUAAAAGAAAAUAAGCAAGAGUCGAAAUUGCACUGUGAUGUUUUGGACGGAGAAAUGAAUGAGUUGUAUAAUGGGCUUCAACUUUCCGAAACACAGAUCUCUUCUGACCAAAACAGGAAGAUGAUAGAUCUUGAAUCAAAAAAAAAUUUGAGCAUUUUACAAAUUGCAAACAAAGAACCUGAUGACCAGCAGAUGAGUUAAUAUCGUCGAACAAAGAUCUUUUGUCAGAUGAAAGGCAGUCACAAAUGGCUGUCACUAAAGCACUAUCUACAGUGAAGCUUGUUAAAGUUGUGACGCUGCAGGUGCAGAUGGAACAAACCAAAGUUCAUAUGAAGAUUACCUUCAAAAAUAAUAAACAGGUAAUCAAAGAGAAGUCCAAAAAGAUUGAAAACGCAAAACUUCGUCAAGAGAUUGAGGACAAAUUAUCUGUUGUGAAAGGAAGUCAAAAUGAAACUUAUAGAAAAAACUUUCCUCUCAGAAAUGAAAUACAACCAGUGGUGACAACAACUGUGGACACAGGAUUAAACCCGUGUGAACAUUUGCCGUUAAAAGCAUUAUUUCCAAAAGAUAUAAAUGCAUUUAAAAGAAUGGAAAAAAGAAAAGGACAAGAAAUAAAAUCAGUACAAAUAAUCUUUUUUGAAAUUUUUAUGGGUGAAUUGAAAAAGGAUUCGCUCCAUCGAAAAUUUUUUUCCAAUGAAAUUCGUUCAAAAAAACUGUUACCCCCAAGAAGUGAACCAGAAAAAACGACAUCCACGCAAACAUUCAUCAUUAAAACAAACGGUCGAUCUACGUCAUUAAGUUAUUAUGAUGUCAUCAAUCCCAGUCCAUCAAAAGAGGGUCGCCUUAUUCAUCCAUAAUUGGAAGCUUUUCAAUGGCUGAGAAAGUCCAACGCCCACCAAGUAGAGUACAAAAGACUACGAGGAGCAGCGAAAUCACUACGUUAGAGUUCGAGCACAAGGCGAAAACUCACGAAUCUGAAAUUGUUAUAGUUUCGCCAAAGACUCCUGUGGAAUGUUGCGUUAAAAAAAUUUCAAUGGUUAGUUUAAAAUUAUCACUCGCAGCUAGUAAUACGACUACUCAUCAAAUUUCUCUCCUGUGAGACGAAGAAAAAAAAUGCAAUUUAAAAUAUAAAAAAAAAACAAAAUUUGAAGUAAGCUCAUGCGAAGACAAGAAGGGAGAGAUGUUGAUAAGAUAUUAAUAAAAGACAUACUUUUCAUAGCGAAUUUCUUAAUUUCUUAUUUAAUCGAAUAUCUUAAAUAUAUCCGAUUCUUAUCGAUGUUUUUACAUUAAAAAAAUGUCGAAUGUGAUGUAACAUAUAAUAAAUUUUAUUGAAACAAAAAA
Molecule: messenger RNA, 1746 nt
Organism: Xenia sp. Carnegie-2017
Lineage: Eukaryota; Metazoa; Cnidaria; Anthozoa; Malacalcyonacea; Xeniidae
Exons: 4
Coding region: 651-1262 (203 amino acids)
Source: RefSeq, a predicted model, not a curated record